AAAAUUGAAAAGCACACAGCUUCUCUUUUUUGCUUAUGCAUUCUUGUUCUUGAACAAAAACAAGUUGUUAAUUCCGAUCUUGUGUUGAGUUAUCAUCAUGAUGGCUGCCUCGGUUGAUCCUUUGGUUGUUGGUCGUGUGAUCGGAGAUGUUGUUGACAUGUUCAUUCCAUCUGUUGGCAUGUCUGUUUAUUUUGGUCCUAAACAUGUCACUAAUGGAUGUGACAUUAAGCCAUCCAUUGCUAUCAACCCACCCAGAGUCACUCUCACUGGAAACAUCGAUAACCUCUACACUCUGGUUAUGACUGAUCCUGAUGCACCAAGCCCCAGUGAACCAAGCAUGCGCGAGUUGAUACAUUGGAUCGUGGUUGACAUCCCUGGAGGAACAAACCCAAAGCGAGGGAAGGAGAUUCUGCCAUACAUAGGGCCAAAACCACCUGUGGGGAUUCAUCGAUUUAUUUUGGUUCUGUUUAAGCAGAAGGGACCAAUGGGACUGGUGGAACAACCAACAAGUCGAGUGAGUUUCAACACUCGUUAUUUUGCAAGUCAAUUGGACCUUGGCCUUCCAGUAGCUACGGUCUACUUCAACUCUCAGAAGGAACCUCAGGCUAAGAGGCGUUGAAUUAACAAUCUUAAUGCUAGCUACAUCAAACACUAGCAACCAUAUAUAUAUAAUAUAUAUAUGAAUAAUGGGGAGGGUGUGUAUAUAGUUAUAUAUAUAGCAGCCUUUAUAUGUUAUUUGAUCGGUUUCAGUCCUAAGAAUAAUGAAUAAUAUGUAUUUGUCUUAGUCCUAAGAAUAAUAUGUAUUUGUCUUGUAUGGUUUGUAUGCAUGGCUCUUAUAACUUCUCUUUUUUCUAUAUAUAUGCCUCUCCUUUGAAAA
Messenger RNA from Cicer arietinum (chickpea), 877 nucleotides. Its product is annotated as protein MOTHER of FT and TFL1. Lineage: Eukaryota; Viridiplantae; Streptophyta; Magnoliopsida; Fabales; Fabaceae. The record is from RefSeq and is a predicted model, not a curated record. Gene Ontology annotation, biological process: positive regulation of seed germination; response to abscisic acid.